Amphiprion ocellaris (clown anemonefish) is the source of this 3513-nucleotide messenger RNA. RefSeq names its product Mov10 RISC complex RNA helicase a (gene mov10a). Gene Ontology annotation, molecular function: 5'-3' RNA helicase activity; RNA binding. NCBI's taxonomy places the organism in Eukaryota, Metazoa, Chordata, Actinopteri, Pomacentridae. The transcript is spliced from 22 exons. The coding region runs from base 311 to 3304 and encodes 997 amino acids. The record is from RefSeq and is a predicted model, not a curated record.
GAGAGCGUCCAUCCGCUCGAGUUUUGCGCUAAAUGCGCCAAAUGGUAGAUUUACACACAACUUGACGGGAACCUCAAACUAAUAAAUGAAUGAGGAAACCUACGCGUGUCUUCCGCAGCACUUUAGUGCGAAGAAGCGCAUAAGUCGAGCCAAAAACACAACAUGUGGAAACGUCCUCGGAGCGCGUUCACGGCGAGCGGCCACAUGAAUGCUUCAGGAAACUGAGGCUAGUAGUUGUCAGCACAUCAACUUCCUCCACUGCGGUCAGCCGGUCCGUGUUCAGUAGCACUGAAGUGUAAAACUCGUCGAGAUGCCGUCGAUCAUACACUGGCUGGAAUCCGGACUGGAUUUCAUUGAAUUUCUGGGAGACAGAAUAUCCAACAACAGCAAGAAGGAACUUCGAGACAUCUACAACUCCGAAUUUAAGGGCAGAAAAGGAGGGAAAGACCCCAGGUUUUCUGAUAUCGUCUAUGCUCUCCUGAAAUUCAACAAAGCCUACAUAAGGCAGGGGAAACUCUACCUCAAUGUGAGACCUCAGGUCAGAGUGUACUGUGACCAGUGGAGGAGGCCCCGGGCCCCUCAGACCAGAGGUGAGAUCCUCGCAGCCUCCUCCUCCACCACCACCCCUGUGCUCACCCCGAAGAAGAAGCUUGCAACAGAAAUCCUUUACAAGCUGAAGGUGAACAGGAAAAAGCUGGUGGCUGACAAAGGAGGCAUUAAGAUCACCUCAGACCCUGCGGCUAUCGGUGGCAAGGUUACGUUCACCGUAGCUCGUCUGAGGGAGCAGUUCGUUGUCCGGUUCCACAUUUUAAACCAGGGCACAAACUGCCUCCACUUCACCUACUACACUGCCCUGCACAGGAUCCGCUGCUUCACGCUGCAGGAUGAGAGGAGGGUGACCAGAGCCUGUCCGCUAUUCCUCUGUGCAGGUGAGAGCUAUGAAGUCGUGGUUCGGUACACGCUGAACCAUUAUGGGUAUUUCCCUGCCACCAUGUACUUUGAGUUCUGCCCGGAUCCGCCGGGGUCGGCGCCCUUCUGCAUCGUCAGAGAGAUGGAAGCUGUGGCUCAGACGCCGCUGGCCGUGGAGCUGGGGCCUGUAGCCCCCUAUAAACCAUUUCAGGCGGUCACAUACAAGCCUGUUGACAACGUGGUAGUGGAGGGAGUACCGCCUGAGAGUUCUGUCGUCCACCCUUUGAAGAUGACAGUGAAAUUAGGAGACUACAAGUACCCUUAUUACCUGAAGGAACUGGCCAAACGAAGGAUGGAGGAUUCUGAGUAUCUGUCUCCCACUGCCAGACAGAAGCUUGCAUCCGUGAAGAGUCUCCUCAACUGUCCCUUAAAGAUGAAUAACUACUCCCAUCGGUUUCACCUCCUGCUGCACCUGGAGGAGAUACAGAUGGAGGUGGACAUCCGAAAAUAUGACCUCCACAAUCAACCCAUGACUCUGGACCAAAGCAACAGGAAACUCCUCACGCUCAGAGUUCCUGGUGUCGCUGAGAAUCGGCCAUCUGUACUUCGAGGAGAUUGUCUGAGGGUGUCCAAAUCUGGGGACACUGAGCAGCCGAUCACAGUUUACACCGGAUAUGUUCACAGAGUAGAGCUGGAUAGUGUGAAGCUGGGCUUCUCCAGAAGGCUGGUGCAGACUUUUAUCAGCAAUAUGAAGUUUGACGUGGAGUUUACUAUCAACCGGUUCCCUUUGAAGCUGCAGCACAGGGCGGUGGACCUGGCAGCACAACAUCAGCUUGGAGAGGUGCUGUUCCCAUCUGGUGCAGCAGCGACUUGUCUUCCCAUGCCUAAACUCAGGAUGUUCAACCGGAAGCUGGAAAACAACCCGGAGCAACAUGCUGCAGUCCAACGCAUUGUAGCUGGAUCAUCAAAACCUGCUCCUCACCUCGUGUUCGGGCCUCCUGGAACUGGGAAAACAGUCACUCUGGUUGAAGCCAUGCAUCAGGUCAGCAGGGCCGAUCCGUCAGCUCACAUCCUCGCCUGUGCGCCUUCAAACAGUGCAUGUGACUUGCUCUGUGAGAGACUGAUGGUGCACAUGGAUUCUCAUCAAGUUUACCGAUUGUACGCCAGCAGCCGAGACCCGAGCACCAUCCCCAAGAACCUGCUGAAAUACUGCAACUGGGAUGAGGGACAAGACAGCUUUGUGUUUCCAGUGAAAGAAAUUCUGAUGAAAUACAAAAUCAUAGUUACAACUAUGAUCACAGCUGGCAGACUCGUGUCUGGAGCGAUCCCAGUCGGCCAUUUUUCACACGUGUUUGUGGAUGAAGGAGGCCAGGCUGUGGAGCCAGAGUGCAUCAUUGCUAUUGCAGGUCUGCUCAGUGCAGAGAAAGGUCAGUUGGUGCUGGCUGGAGAUCCCAAGCAGCUGGGCCCAAUCCUGCGAUCCCCGUUUGCAUUACAGCACGGACUCGGUCUGUCUCUGCUGGAAAGGCUGAUGAAACAUAACGCUUUGUAUCAGAAAAGUGCAGACUCUGGACACUUUGACACCCGUUUUGUCACCAAACUGCUGCGAAACUACAGGUCUCAUGCUGCCAUUCUGAAAAUCCCCAACGAGUUGUUCUAUGAGAAUGAGCUGCAGGUGUUUGCCGACCAGUGGGAGCGCGAGGCCUACUGCAGCUGGGAAUACCUUCCCAAAAAAGGUUUCCCCAUCAUCUUCCACGGAGUGAUGGGGAAAGAUGAGAGAGAAGCCAACAGUCCGUCUUUCUUCAACGUGUCCGAGAUCGAAGUCCUGGUCGACUACCUCACCAAGCUGAUGGAAACUCAAGGAAAGAAGGGUCUCCCCAAGCUCUCUGCGAAAGACAUUGGCAUAAUCGCCCCCUACAGGAAACAAGUUGAGAAAAUCAAAAAGGCCCUGAAGUCCGUCUCAGCGCUGAGUCGAUGGAAUGAUCUCAAAGAACUCAAGGUGGGUUCUGUGGAAGAGUUUCAGGGACAAGAGAGGAAGAUCAUCAUGAUCUCGACUGUCCGCAGUUGCAUCAACUACAUCAAGAUGGACAAAGAUUUUAAUAUUGGAUUCCUUUCCGAUGAGAAGAGGUUCAAUGUGGCUGUGACCAGAGCCAGGUCCCUGCUCAUAAUCGUGGGAAACCCUGUGAUCCUCAACAAGGACCCCACCUGGGAGAAGUUCAUCAACUACUGUGUGAAGGAGAACGCAUACACUGGAUUUGACUUCAAAGAUGCAGCAGGAGAAGAUGACAUUGUGUCAAAACUGGCAACCCUGAAAAUCAACGUCGACUCUGAAGGUCCUGAAGCAGAGGAGAGCGCCAUCCAGCAGUACGUGGACCCUGAAUGGAAGAAUGAGCAUUAAUUUUAGACAAAACAGUGGCUUACUCAAACAAUUAUUAGGUUUGGGUACAUAAUGAUGCAGAGAAAGCCUCUGUAUUACAUUUUUUCUCUUUCCUUUGUUUUACAGCAUAUAUUACUUAGAAAAAAUAUCUUUUUAUGAAUCUUUUCAAGAGCAGUUAUGCAUAUUUUGGUGCAAUAAACGUUGCUCUGUUUUUCAUCAAAAUGCUAAAA